AUGUCGUUUAAUUCUCAGUCCCCCCAUCCCAAUUUUUCCUGGCUUAUCGGGAGGAUUUUACUAUCAGUUUUGGUCAUGCUUUCAGUGGUCACGCUGUCCUUGUUUAUGUCUUACUUUCUGUUUAGUUGCUGUACUUCGGCACCGUUGGACCAGGAGGUGAACCGUAAUUUGGGAACUAUGGAACGUCAAGCAGCUAGUACUCACCGUCCUCAACAGCUUGGAGUUAACAGCCUCCCACAACAAGGGCUGAACUGGACGAGACAAGUGAGCUGGUGGGCUAAUAAGGAAGGAAAAGGUACAGACCCUACACAAACAGGAAUCUUCGCCCCCCGAACAGGGGGAUCAGCUUCUGAGCUUCUGAGUGGCACGGGCAUCACAAAGGACUGUGUGGCCGCGCGGAGGUUGCCGCAUGCGCUCAUCAUUGGCGUGAAGAAAGGUGGCACACGAGCUCUUCUGGAGUUCCUGAGGCUGCAUCCGGAUGUGAGAGCGCUAGGCGCUGAGCCGCACUUUUUCGAUAGGCACUACGGGCGUGGGAUCGGGUGGUACAGGAGUUUGAUGCCCAAAGCACUGGAAGGUCAACUGGUCAUUGAGAAAACUCCAAGGUACUUUGUAACGGCAGAGGCACCAGGUCGCAUUCAUGCUAUGUCAAAAAGCAUCAAGUUGAUUGUUGUGGUACGGAAUCCAGUCACAAGAGCUAUUUCUGACUAUACACAGAUUGUAUCGAAAACACCUGACAUUCCCAGCUUUGAGACUCUUACUUUCAAAAACAGGACUACAGGACAGAUCGACUCUUUAUGGAGUCCCAUAUGGAUCGGAUUAUAUGCACAGCACCUUGAGAAGUGGGUUCAGUAUUUUCCUCUCUCACAGAUCCAUUUUGUUAGUGGUGAGAAACUAAUUAGUGACCCAGCAGGUGAAGUCGGUAAAGUCCAAGAGUUUCUUGGUAUUCAAAGAAUCAUCACAGACAAACAUUUCUAUUUUAAUCACACCAAGGGUUUUCCUUGUUUGAAGAAGACUGAAGGUAGUAAUAAGCCUCACUGUCUGGGGAAGACGAAAGGCCGAACUCACCCAAAUAUUAACCCAGAGGUGUUGCAGAGACUGAAAGAAUUUUAUUACCCUCACAACAUGAAGUUCUACCAAAUGAGUAGACAGAACUUUGGAUGGGACUGAUAGGAAUAAAACUAGGCAUGAUUGUGCUCAUGCAACACCCAUGUAGUUAAAAUGUGAUCACAGCUAGGGUCAGCAAUAUAAUACACAUGGAAAUGUCUCAAAUUAUCUAACAGCUGCUGAUCUGGACUAUAUAGUCAAUCGUACUUUGAAAAUAUAUUAACUAACAAGUCAGCAAUUUUCCAUGUUAUUAAAACUGAAAGUUAUAUCUGAAUUUGGCAUAGUAUAUGCUGAUCUCCAAAUGUACUUUACUUAAGCAGCAUACAGACCACUGAUUCUACAACAGUGUAAGAAUGAUAUUAUGGCAGACCCCUAGGUUAUAGGAAAUCUCCAAGCUUAUUUUAACCUAGUACCAUGAAGGGAAGAUCUGCAUGCUGCAUACCUCUCAACUGUACAUUGUUUCGUACAAUUUCCAGA
Molecule: messenger RNA, 1581 nt
Organism: Protopterus annectens (West African lungfish)
Lineage: Eukaryota; Metazoa; Chordata; Ceratodontiformes; Protopteridae
Product: heparan sulfate glucosamine 3-O-sulfotransferase 6-like
Exons: 2
Coding region: 1-1167 (388 amino acids)
Molecular function (GO): [heparan sulfate]-glucosamine 3-sulfotransferase activity
Source: RefSeq, a predicted model, not a curated record